Molecule: messenger RNA, 1425 nt
Organism: Pogonomyrmex barbatus (red harvester ant)
Lineage: Eukaryota; Metazoa; Arthropoda; Insecta; Hymenoptera; Formicidae
Gene: Trf2
Product: TATA box binding protein-related factor 2
Biological process (GO): DNA-templated transcription initiation
Molecular function (GO): DNA binding
Source: RefSeq, a predicted model, not a curated record
AUUGUACGUCUAUAAGUUUUACUAUAUUUAUAUAAAAUUUUCCUCGGAAAGGACGUUUUGGUGAUUCUGCGAUCAGUUGGCCGCUUGGAGGCUUGAGUCCUGAGUCCUGAGUCGACAGUAGUCGCCAGUCUAGCGAAUAUGAUUGGGAACAAUGGUUAUAGUUGUUAUUGAGCCAAUUUUGCGUUCCAUUGAUACUUGUCAACAAAGACGUUACUUCUAAUUUAUGUGCGACGUGUUACGGCUGCUCAGCACAGCGUAAUCGUAUACAAUAUUAUGGCAACUGCUAUUCAAGAGAAUGGCAUGAAACCGUUAACAAAUAAAUCUUUGAAUCACGUAAAGGAUGUUAAUAACUUGGAUAAAACUAACACCUGUACAGAAGAACAAGACAAUAGAUUAUUUGAUGGACAACUUCAAUCUUAUGUAGAUCAUGCCGAAGAGCCUCACGAAGAACCUCCUGAACUUGAUAUUGUUAUUAAUAAUGUAGUCUGUAGUUUUAGUGUAAGGUGUCAUUUGAAUCUGCGAGAAAUAGCACUCAAUGGAUCCAAUGUUGAAUACAGGAGAGAAAAUGGGAUGAUAACAAUGAAACUAAGGAGACCAUAUACUACAGCAUCCAUUUGGUCAUCCGGUAAAGUAACUUGCACUGGUGCCACCAGUGAAGUUCAAGCAAAAAUCGCAGCACGCAGAUUUGCUCGUUCCCUUCAAAAACUUGGAUUUAAAGUGAGAUUCAAUAAUUAUAGAGUGGUCAAUGUGUUAGGCACUUGUUGUAUGCCAUUUGCUAUCAAGAUAACAUCUUUUUCGAUAUAUCACAAAGAAAAUGCUGAUUAUGAACCAGAAUUACAUCCUGGUGUAACAUAUAAGCUAAAAGAACCUAAAGCUACUCUAAAGAUAUUUUCUACAGGAAGCGUUACUGUAACAGCACCUAACGUUGCUGCAGUCCAAGCAGCAAUUGAACACAUUUAUCCACUAGUCUACGAGUUCCGCAAGGAGCGAACACCAGAGGACGAGCUUGCGUUAACAACGAAGAAGCGCAAGUUAGGCUUGAACAAAAGAAAUCGGGAUGAGUUCCUAGAAGACGAGCCAGAUUUGUCGAAUGAAAGUAUGAUCUCUGAUGCAGAAGAUGUACUCGAUGAAGCAGAAAGCGAUGGCAGUUGGGACUGAUCUGUUUUAUUUUAUCGCUCUGCUGUUAAACGUGAAACUGUUGUCUAUAUCUCGUUUUUUUGAUAUAAUAGAUACAUACUGCUCUAUGUACAAAAGUGUUAUUGCUAAAAGUGAAGUGAAACAUAAAUUUGUUUCCAUAGUGCAUGAACAAAUGUGUGAGUGUUAGGCAUAAAAUAGAGAUAUAUAUAUGCACCCUUAUGUAUACAAAUGUACACGAGGGUAUAAUUAUCAAGUACACAUCAAACGAACUGAUUAUCAUCCUAAAAA